UCCCUGCUCAGGGAGCUGGUUGAUCCUGUCAGCUGCUCUUCUACCUAGUUCAUGGUCUUCCAAGUCCCGAGCACGCAGUUGUGCUUGACAGAAUCUUCUGACGUGCAUCAGCGCACUCGGUUUUCCCGAUUUCGCAAAAAGGCCCAUUAUUCGUCUAGACACACGCCGUGGACUGACGCGCUCCCCGUAGACGGCGGAAUCAGGAAGCCAUGGCCACUUCCCUGGUUACUAUCCGAGAUCCAGCGUCCCUCACCACUUCACCCGUCUUGCUUUCACACCCUCGAUCUCUCAGCGGGACGGAUCGAUCGGCAAGAUCAUACCUGAUCCAACGCGAUCUAGAGCGUCCUUCGCGACAAGUCAGGCGCCUGACAGUCUCCAUUUCUGCUGGAAGGCCUCUUGAGUUUCAGCCUUCAAUCCAGAGCCAGCAGGUUCCAUUCACUCCCCCUGUCGCCGCCUGUCAACAAACGUCUGACCUAAGCUUCGAAAAGGAAUCGGAUAAUUCUGAUAAGUCUAAUGCAGCGAUUGGCACUAGCACUCACUGCCCUUAUCCGUUCGCCCGCAUCGCAGCCGUGGCUCUCGCAGCCGCGUCGUGCUCGCUGCUGCUCGCCUUGAGUCCCGCCGUGGCUGCUGGCGGGAAUGACGGGCUGCUGGACAUUCAGACGCUGAGGCCGCGACAGCAAGAGCAAAUCAACGAGUCGUACGUCAAGAGGGAUGGCCAGGAUCUGUCCGUGUCUGAUCUGCAAGGCGCCACCUUCAUGGAAGCCUCCCUUCGUGGAACCGACCUGCAUGGGUCCGACCUUCGAGGAGCCAUGUUCACCAAGGCCGUGUUGUACAAGGCGAAUCUAUCAGGAGCUGACUUAACAGAUGCCUUGAUUGACAGAGCGGUGCUGAACGGGGCAGACCUGCGCAAUGCUGUACUGCAAGGGGCGUGGAUGGCUCUCACUGACCUUGGAGGGGCUGAUAUCACAGGGGCUGACUUCACCGAUGCCAUCAUCGACAAGUAUCAAUUGAAGCAACUGUGCCAAAGGGCGUCUGGAGUUAAUCCAUUAACGGGGGUCGACACUGCCGAGAGUUUGCGAUGUUCAUCUACAAGGUUUUAUUCUGGCUCUGGGAGCACAAGAUGACAAGAAAUGCUUUGAUCUAGCCCUUAGACUAAAUAGAGCCUGUUGUGUCAAUUAUUAUUCUUGAUAAGAACUGCAGUGUAGUCCUGACCAGAGCUGUUACAAAAAUCGCCGUCCAGCCAACCACUGUUCAG
Closterium sp. NIES-67 is the source of this 1255-nucleotide messenger RNA. Lineage: Eukaryota; Viridiplantae; Streptophyta; Zygnematophyceae; Desmidiales; Closteriaceae. The record is from the annotation of a GenBank genome assembly.